UGGGGUGAAGAGAGCGGGGCCAAGUGAAGAGGGUGGGUGGGCGUGGGGUGAGCAGAGCAGAGACGCCGCCCCCAGCACGUGGCUCCCGACUUCCCCAUCUCCCUACAGACAGCGGCAGGCGGCAGCCGGGUUGGCAGUGGCGGUGGCUUCUCAGGAACUCAGCUACCCAGCUACUUUUGGGACACUGAAGCACAGAACGGGACCACUGGGAGUGGACUCUGGAGCCCUGGAAUUGAGUCCCAGCUUGACCACUGGCCUUCUGUAGAACUCCGAGCAAACUCUCUUGUGUGGUAUUCAGUUUCCCCAGGGUCAGUUGGAACCAUCUUGGAGGUCAGGACCCAGCUCUGGGAGGAGACCCGGGCACAGGGCAUGGAUCGCUGGGAGGCACUUCUCCUCUGCCUCUGCCUCGUGACUUCUCAGAGUGGGGCAGCAGAGGCUACCCAGGAACUGCGGAGCUGGAUGGAGAAAAUGGAGAUGGUGCCCAAGGGCCGGAUCUUGUCUCAUCUCGCUCAGUAUAUCCGCCAGCUUGAGUGGAGGCUGCUGAACACCAGCUUCACGGGCUGCAACCUGACUGUGCAGACAAGGAGCAUCCAGUCUCUGGCCUUCAAGCUGGGCUGCGACUUCAGUGGUCUCUUCCUGAGCAGCUCCACUCUGGAGCCCAUCCCAGGGACCCCAGCCCGACAUGCCAUGCAGUUCCCAGCAGAGCUGACCCGGGGGACCUGCCAGACCAACCCCAGGGAGCUGCGUCUCAUCUGUGUCUACUUCUCCACCUCCUUCUUUUUCCAGGAUGAUGCCAACUCCUCUCUGCUCAAUAACUAUGUCCUGGGGGCCCAGCUGGGCCACAGCCAUGUGAACAACCUCAGGGAGCCGAUCAACAUCAGCUUCUGGCACAACCAGAGCCUGGAUGGCUACACAGUGACCUGUGUCUUCUGGAAGGAGGGAGCCAGCAAGCUCAGUUGGGGGGCCUGGAGCCCCGAGGGUUGCCGCACAGAGCAGCCCUCACCUGCCCAGGUGCUCUGCCGCUGCAGCCACCUGUCCUACUUUGCUGUUCUCAUGCAACUCUCCCAGGCCCCCAUUCCUGCAGAGUUGCUGACACCGCUCACUUACAUCUCCCUCGUGGGCUGCAGCAUCUCCAUCGUGGCCUCGCUGCUGACCAUCUUGCUGCACUUCCAUGCCAGGAAGCAGAGCAACUCCAUAACAUGCAUCCACGUGCACCUGCACACCUCCGUGCUGCUCCUGAACGUCGCCUUCCUGCUGAGCCCGUUGCCGGCCAUGCCCUCUCUGCCCGGGCCGGAGUGCACAGUGCUGGCUGCCACCCUGCACUACGCGCUGCUCAGCUGCCUCACCUGGAUGGCCAUCGAAGGCUUUAACCUCUACCUUCUCCUCGGGCGUGUCUACAACAUCUACAUCCACAGAUACGUGCUCAAACUCUGCAUGCUGGGCUGGGGGUUCCCAGCCCUCCUGGUGCUCACUGUCAUCGCUGUCAAGAGCUCAGUGUAUGGACCUCACGUGAUCCCAGUCUCUGUUAGCCAGGAAAAUGGCAUGAGCUUCCAGAACGUGUCCAUAUGCUGGGUGCGGAGCCCGGCGGUGCGCUCCUUCCUGGUCGUGGGCUACUGCGGCCUCACGUCCCUCUUCAACCUGGUGGUGCUGGCCUGGACGCUGCAGGUCCUGCGCAGGCUGCGGGCACAGGAGCAGGCGCAGGGUGCCAGGGCCUGCCGGGACACCGUCACCGUGCUGGGCCUCACCGUGCUGCUGGGCACCACCUGGGCCUUGGCCUUCUUCUCCUUUGGCGUCUUCUUGCUGCCCCAGCUCUUCCUCUUCACCAUCUUCAACUCGCUCUACGGUUUCUUCCUCUUCCUGUGGUUCUGCUCCCAGAGGUGCCGUGCAAAGGCAGAGGCGAAGACGGCGGCAGAGAAGGAGGCCUUCAGUUCCUCCCACAUGAUGCAGUAGCCUGGAGCUCCCGUCCUGGAACCCCCCUGCCCCUCUGGUUGCCUGCAGCCCCAGGCCCCGGCUCCCAGCAGAGAUGGUGGCAUACUGACUGCUGGGUGCCAGGGGCCGCUGUGCCCUCCAGAGAGGUGAGCCCACCUCUGUGGCCUCCCCAGGCACAGAGAGGGCUGAGCGUUGCUCUCCCCUCUGGAACAUUCUGUUCAGGCCCAAGUCUACCUGCUGGCAGAGAACUUGGCCUUGGUGCCCUGGGCCCAGCCGGCCUGGGAGUCCGAAGGCCAGAGUCAAGGCUCGGCUGCGAGUCUCAGUGUAUGAUGUUGGAUCCCUCCUUCCUCACCAGCCCUCAGUUUCCACAUCUGUGGCCUGGGGGCAAGUGACUGCAGUUCCCCCUACCCUGCGGGCUUCAGGAAGAGAGUUGGAGUGACCUUCACCUGCCUGCCGGGGGCAGGGUCUUGGCCAGCCUGCCCUGGGAGCACCUGCAGGGCCUCCUUCCUCCUGGGAAGGGCCGGACUGGAGCCUGGCCUCGGGCCCCCAGCCCAGCACUUGGAGACCCCCCAGUGUCUGAGAACACUCCAGCCUUUGUCUGAGACCUCUUUUCCUGUAACCCCCAAAUUAUGAUGACUCCAAAUCCCCACUUUCUAAGGACCAGGGAGUACAGACCUUACCAGGGGUCCCCCACCAGUGCCCCUGAGACCCCCAUAAAUCAUUUAGACCAGGUGUCGGGGUCAUAGGGCUUCUUCAGAGCAUGCGGGGGGCGCCUCUUUCCUUCAGUUGAGCCAGCUGGGCCCCAGCGACCCGGCUAUUAGACGAUUGGGCAGGAAUGAAUGAAAUUUCCCUGGUGUGAGUUCUAAAUCCCCAACUCAGGCCGCAGUUGCAGAGAAUCACCUGUCGGCCACAUGGGAUCCCGGCUCACGUGAGGCCAGCGCCGCUCCCAGGCCGCACACUAGGGGGCAGUGUUGGCCUGUGCGCAGAGGCCGUGGGGCUGGGAACACGACGGGACCCGCGGUCACCUGGCUGUGGCCUGGAAGCACAGGUUGGAGAGGCCCGGGCUUCCAGGACUUCACCUGAUAAACGGCCGGCAGGCAGAAAUGCGGCACCAGUCACACGGCCAUUUCUCUCUUUCCCGAUGCAGCUGCCCCUCUGGCGCUCUGGGUCUUGUGUCCCUGGAAAGCGUGACACCGGGACAGCUGCCCCAGCCCACCAGACAGGUUUUAUUGACCUUGAACAUCACAGGGAAUUGGAGCCAGACCCCUUUUCUCGCAGGGAGGUUCUCUGCCCAUAUGCACAUUUCUGGAUGCAAAUAGCUCUUUACGCAGUGGUGCCUGGAGCCAGACUGCCUGGGCUCCAGUGCCAGCUCUGUCACUUGCUAGCUGUGUGACAGUGGGCAAGUCACUUGACCUCUCUGGGCCUUAGUUUCCCCAUCUGUAAAAUGGAGGUAAAAAUAGUACCUGUUUGGAAGAUUGAAUAAGAUAAACCCACGUAAAGAGACUCCGCACAGAGCAAGUGCCCAAUAAAUGGCUGUUACGGUUGGCAUUUGGAUCCGUGCUCUUAUUACUAAUGGGGUCACCCGAGUCUCAGAGGCCAACCUGUGUGAGCUGCAGGCCCAGGUCUGCUCAGCGUCACAGGCCCAGGUGCUCCUUCGGCACAGCCGCUAUCCACUGCUUUCUUGCCUCCCCACCCGCCACCACCUCCCUUCCCAGCAUGGCUUCAGCCUUGCUGGCCUUUGGCAGUUCUCAGACUAAUUUCCACAUGUUCUGAUCUAUUUAAAUUCCCAGGAGCUCAUUUGUCGGGUCAUUCAUGAAAUAUCCCCCAACCCCUUGCUGAGAAGUCCUCUUUCCCGUACUAGCUCCAGGCAGAACAGCUGCUCGCCUGUCUCAGGGU
Molecule: messenger RNA, 3825 nt
Organism: Choloepus didactylus (southern two-toed sloth)
Lineage: Eukaryota; Metazoa; Chordata; Mammalia; Pilosa; Megalonychidae
Gene: ADGRG5
Product: adhesion G protein-coupled receptor G5
Exons: 13
Coding region: 370-1950 (526 amino acids)
Biological process (GO): cell surface receptor signaling pathway; adenylate cyclase-activating G protein-coupled receptor signaling pathway
Cellular component (GO): membrane
Molecular function (GO): G protein-coupled receptor activity
Source: RefSeq, a predicted model, not a curated record